AUGGACGAGCAGACUGAAGGGGUGGAUGCUAAGAAUGGGAAAGUGAAGGAGGGCGAAGAAGAAGAAGUGGUCGAAAAGGGGGAGGUAGGUAGCGAAGAUGAGGAGGAAGGAAGCGAAGAUGAGGAGGAAGGAAGCGAAAAGGGGGAGGUAGGAAGCGAAGAUGAAGAUGCAGAAAGCGAAGAUGAAGAUGCAGAAAGCGAAAAUGAGGAGGAAGGAAGCGAAGAUGAGGAUGCAGAAAUCGAACGUGAGGAACCCCCCAAGAGGGACGGCCCGAACGACCACGACAGCAGCAGCGUCAUCGACCGGAACACGCUGUGGAGUGACUUAUACAUCUCUAGGCCAUUCCUAAAGGUGCUGUACGAGGGCAAAUUCAACAACCCCACGUUUAUCCAGCGAGAUGUAAUACCGCUAGCCCUGGAGGGGAAAAGCAUUUUAGCUAACUCCGAAACGGGUUCAGGAAAAACGCUAGCCUUCGUGUUGCCCAUAUUAGAAAGACUGCUGCACAGCCCAAACAUAAAAAUGAGAAGUUAUAACCCGAGGAGCGUAUGCGUAACAAAGAGUUUAAUACUUUUACCAACGAGGGAAUUAGCCCUUCAAUGCUACGACGUUGUUAAGAGCAUGACGAAAUACGUGUCAAUUACUUAUUCACUUUUCUGUGGAGGAAUAGACGUAAAGCAACAGGAAUAUGAGUACAAAAAGAAGAAGGACAUUUUCAUUUGCACUCCGGGAAGGAUCCUAGACUUACUAUUAAACUCGUCUAGCGAUUUUAUAAACUACCUAGAAGUGGUGGUGUUCGAUGAGGCUGACAAAUUGUUGGAGCUGGGGUUUAAGGAGGAAUGCUUAAAAGUGUUAGAUGUAUGUAAGUUUAAGAAGCAGAUUUUAUUUUUUUCAGCUACGCUAACUAGGGAUAUCAAGGAGCUAGCGAAUUUUUCUCUUAAGAACCCAAUUUUUAUACAAAGCGGAGUGGAUAAUAGAAAAGUAGAUGCAAAGGGGGAAGUUAUCCCCAGCUAUGUUAGCAAUAAAAAAAUCUUAAAGUCUUUUAAAAUUUCAGAAAAAUUAAAUCAAGAAUUUGUAAAUAUUGUAAAUGAAAAGUAUAGGAGAGCAGCCCUACUACAUCUCUGCAGUAAUGUGUAUAAGAAUCAUGCCAUAAUUUUUUUUAAGACAAAAAAAGAGACACAUCUGAUGUAUUUAAUCUUUUCCUUGUUUAAUUUCAAAUGCGCAGAGUUACAUGGUUCGCUUACUCAGAAGAAGAGAAUAGAAUCCAUUUUGAAAUUUAAAAAAAAUGAAGUGGACUUUUUAUUAUGUACCGAAUUGGCUUCUAGAGGACUGGACAUCGAUCAUAUUCUCUACGUCAUUAAUUAUAACUUACCCUCGAACGUUAUUAAGUACGUCCAUAGGAUUGGAAGAACGGCAAGGAUUGGGAAAGACGGUACGGCCAGUACUCUCUACAGACCUAAUGAAAAAGCGGAUGUGAAAAAGAUCAUUAAGGGGUUGAAAAAAAGCAAAAAUGCCAAAAUAUUUCGCAGGAACAUAUCCAGUGAUAGCAUUUCCCACUGGGAUGAUUUGCUUAGGAAGAAAAAAAAAAAAAUUAAAGAAAUGAUAAAGGAGGAAAAGGAAAACAAAGAAAUUGAUAAAGCCACCAAGUCCAUAGAGAAAAUUAAAAACCUCAUUCAGUUUAAGGACGAAAUUAUGAGUAGGCCUCCCAGGGAGUGGUUCCUGACGAACAAGGAAAAGCUGCGCCUACGGAAGUUGAACAUGAAGAGUGACAUGUCGUGUGGGGACUCUGGUGGUGAAGACCAUACUGGAGGGGGCAGCCCUCGUAAAAGUGACUCUGAUAAGAAGGGCGCCCGUAAAAAUGACACUGGUAAGCAACGCGCCCGUAAAAGGGACUCUGGUAAGCAGAACACCCGCAAGGCCAAAAGGAAAAGCCGAAACAGCGAUGAAGAGGACGACAGAAGCAAGCUCAAAAGUUAUCGCUCCAUUAUAAGAGAGCUGAAGCUGAACGUGCUGGUGAACGGCAAGGGGAAACCGGACAAGUCGAAAAAUGCCAAGGGGGUUAGGAAGAACUGGCAAAAGAAUAAGAGCGGUAAAAGCGGCAAGAGCGGCAAGGGCGGCAAGAGCGGCAAGGGCGAUAAGAACGAGGACAAGCCCCCCCGCAGCGCAGUUCAAAAAAAGGAAAGGAAGAUACAGAAAGUGAUAUAUGAUCUGCAUUAG
Molecule: messenger RNA, 2214 nt
Organism: Plasmodium vivax (malaria parasite P. vivax)
Lineage: Eukaryota; Apicomplexa; Aconoidasida; Haemosporida; Plasmodiidae
Product: DEAD/DEAH box helicase, putative
Exons: 1
Coding region: 1-2214 (737 amino acids)
Molecular function (GO): ATP binding; nucleic acid binding
Source: RefSeq, a predicted model, not a curated record